AUGUCUUCAUCCAAGCCCCGUGUGCUCUUCGUCCUGACAUCUCACAGCGAGAUGGGGACGUCAGGCAAGACUACCGGCUGGUAUCUGCCCGAAUUCGCACAUCCAUACAACAAACUAAAGGCGGUUGCCGAUAUCACCGUUGCGUCCCCAGCUGGGGGCGCAGCUCCCGUUGACCAAGGCUCAGUUGAUAACUGGAUCAAAGACGAAGAAUGCCGACAAUUCUGGGAGAACGAAUCAGCCCUCUGGAAGAACACACAGGUCCUGUCGACUUUGGUGGGAAAAGCUAAGGAUUUUGCCGCCAUCUUUUAUGUCGGCGGCCACGGCCCAAUGUAUGACCUCGCUACCAAUGCCGACUCGAUUCAGCUCAUCAAGGAGUUCUUUGAGAGCGGCAAAAUCGUCAGCGCAAUCUGCCAUGGCUCAGCCGCCCUCGUCAACGUCAAACUCUCCGACGGCAGCUACCUCGUCGCCGAUACCGAGGUGACGGGUUUCUCCAACGACGAAGAAGAUCAGAUCAAGUUGUCAGAAUUCAUGCCAUUCAUGCUCGAGACCGAACUUAAUAAAAGAACUGGCGGAAAAUAUGUCAAGGCUGACAAGCCGUGGGGAGAAUGUGUCGUUGUCUCGAAGGGAGGCCGCUUGAUCACCGGACAGAAUCCUUUCAGCGCUGAAGCUACUGGGAAAGCACUUGUCGAGGCAAUCAGCAAGUGA
This is a messenger RNA of Exophiala spinifera, 705 nucleotides long. RefSeq lists its product as uncharacterized. Lineage: Eukaryota; Fungi; Ascomycota; Eurotiomycetes; Chaetothyriales; Herpotrichiellaceae. Gene Ontology annotation, molecular function: glyoxalase III activity. Bases 1 to 705 code for a protein of 234 amino acids. The transcript is spliced from 3 exons. The record is from RefSeq and is a predicted model, not a curated record.